AUGUAUAUCCUUCAGAACAGAGCAGGGAACGAAAGCGAAGUUAUCAACGGAUCCCAAGUGUUGUGGUGUUUUGGAGUACCUACCAACCUCUUAGUGGAAGAUCCGACGAAUUCAAUCAUUCUGAUAGCUUUUAACACUUUGACUUCAGUUACUGCUUUACUAGGUAAUUUUAUGGUGCUUAUAACACUUUGGCGUACUCCAAGUUUACAUUCGCCCUCAAACACUCUGCUGUGCGGUCUCGCACUGUCUGGUCUUUGCAUUGGGUUUUUAUCUGGGCCAAUAAAUGUUGGAUUCAAUAUUAUGCGUUUAAGGAACUCGGUCCACCUAAAAUCGUGCGCGCUGAUGAACACAAUAAUUUUAUUUACUACAUAUUUAACACCAAUUACUCUCUGUACUCUGACAGCAAUGAGCAUUGAUCGCUAUUUAGCAUUACACUUGCAUCUUCGGUAUGAGCAAGUUGUCACAGAGAGAAAAACAACUGGACUCCUCAUAUUGGUGUGGUUCUUUAGUGGCCUAUAUCCACUGAUAUCAAGUCUUGACGAGAAACCUGUGACCAGUUCAUUAAUUGCAUCCACAAUAGCAAUUUGCCUUCUUGCAGUUUCCUUUACCUGGAUAAAGAUCUACCAAGUUGUGCGACGUCAUCAGGCUCAGAUUCAGGAUCAGAUGAAUGCACAGGCACAACAAUUUAACAUGGCCAAGUUCAAGAAAUCUGCUGUGAAUGCCUUGUUUAUCUUGCUCCUUCACCUAGUCUGUUUCCUUCCUCUUCUCGUUGCCAAAAUUGCUCUGGCUGUUCGAGUAAAUCGUUUAAAUGUUCGUAUACUUAAUUUCACUUAUAUUCUAGUUUUUCUAAAUUCAUCAUUGAAUCCACUGGUUUACUGCUGGCGUCAACGUGAUCUUCGUGCUGCAGUUAAAGAAACUGUUAAGAAGUUAUGUUGUUGCAGGAAACGCUAGACGAAAAGACCUAGUCACCAAAUGGCAAUAUUAACUGCAGUUACGUUGCAUUUACAUGAUGUACUCUUCGGUACACACUUAAAAUUUACUGCUUUUAAUUCGUCGAAUUUAUAUGACGAGCUCAUGACGGUCAAUUUUCAUGAAAAUCGAGUUGUAUUACCCAAUAAAACCAAUUGUUCUACUAAGCUUUGGAGUAAUUCGAUGGAAAAAAUGUUGCGCAAGGAACUCAGUUUGUUGGAUACUGAAGAAGAACCAAAAGGGGAUCUGUAAACCGGAUAAAAAUAUUUGCAAAACGCAGAAAUAAUGAAGUUCUUGCGCAUUUUUAAUCAAAAAACGGAUGUUCAAAUUGGGAAGUUGAGUAAACAUAACUGGCCGUGAUAAAAGCCAUAAAUAAUUGCAAGCGGGUUCAUACCGUGUCCUGAGCUAAAAAAACGGAGUUCGAGGUUUCGACAAAGAUUAAUAAAAA
Pocillopora damicornis (cauliflower coral) is the source of this 1417-nucleotide messenger RNA. RefSeq names its product adenosine receptor A2b. Gene Ontology annotation, biological process: G protein-coupled receptor signaling pathway. Gene Ontology annotation, cellular component: membrane. Gene Ontology annotation, molecular function: G protein-coupled receptor activity. Lineage: Eukaryota; Metazoa; Cnidaria; Anthozoa; Scleractinia; Pocilloporidae. The record is from RefSeq and is a predicted model, not a curated record.